AUGCCGCACCCCAACCCCCGCCUCUCGGUGCUCUGCCGUGGGUUAGGGACCCCCCGUCCCCGUCCCCAGUCCCGGGGGUGCCCGCCCAAGGCCUCCGGGGGAAGCGCAGCGCCAGGCCCGCCCGGCGGCAAGUCCCUACCGGGACACCGAGGGGGCUGCUCCUCCAGCACCGGAGCCGCGCUCAGGGGUGGCGAGAGAACGGAGCAAACCGAGAGGCCGCGACGCACGGAGCCCCCGCGGCUGCCGGGACUCCCUCCAGCCGCCUUCCGGCUUCCGGCGGCAGGGCGGAAGCGGGCGGCACCACCGAGCUGCCGGCGGCUAGAGCGCCGCCUCUCCCGGCGGAAGGAGGAGGCGGGCGGGUCCUCCCGCCGCCAUCUUGCGGCCGUGAGGCGGGCGGGCCGGGCCUGGCGCUGCCGGGCUCUGCGGGCGCCGCCUUGGGGAGCCGUUUGCCUUUCUUAUCUGGCCAAACAUCCCUGCUUGGGAUAUAAGGAGCUGGGCUGGGACCUGCUGCCAUACCUGGCCUCUCCCUUUCUGCUGUCACCAGCCACCAUGAAGCUGCUCCUGCUCCUCAGCUUGGUGACCCUGGCCCACUGCCUUGCCCCCAGGAUCCUCCUGAGGAGGAUGAAGUCCCUGCGGCAGACCCUGCAGGAACAGGGCUUGCUGGAGGGCUACCUGAAGGAGCACCCCUACAACCUGGCCACCAAGUACUUCCGCAGCCGUGUGGGCGCCGAGCCCAUGCAGAACUACCUGGACAACGAGUACUUUGGCACCAUCUCCAUCGGGACCCCACCCCAGAAGUUCACCGUCAUCUUCGACACAGGCUCCUCCAACCUGUGGGUGCCCUCGGUGUACUGCACCAGCCCCGCCUGCAGCACCCACCACCGCUUCAACCCCGUGGAUUCCUCCACCUUCCUGAGCACCAACGACACCCUGGAGAUCGUCUACGGCUCCGGCAGCAUGACCGGCAUCCUGGGCUACGACACCACCACGGUGGCGGGCAUCCAAGUCUUCAACCAGAUCUUCGGGUUGGCUGAGACCGAGCCCGGCAGCUCCUUCCGCUACGCGCCCUUCGAUGGCAUCCUGGGGUUGGCAUUCCCCAGCAUUGCCUCCUCUGGGGCCACCCCUGUCUUUGACAACAUGAUGAAGCAACACCUGGUGGCCAGGGACCUCUUCUCUGUCUACCUGAGCAGGGACGGGCAGAGUGGCAGCUUUGUCCUCUUUGGUGCCAUCGACCCAGCCUACACCACCAACGGCAUCUCCUGGAUCCCCCUCUCUGCUGAGACCUACUGGCAGGUCACCAUGGACAGUGUCUCUGUGGGUGGGCAGAUUGCCACCUGCUUCUAUGGCUGCCAGGCCAUCGUGGACACAGGGACCUCCCUGCUGGUCAUGCCUGGCCGAGCCCUCCGCCAGCUCCUGAGCUCCUUGGGGGUCAGCCCCAGCGGUGAGAUCAGCUGCCAGGCCGCCCGGAGGUUGCCCGACGUCACCUUCCACAUCAACGGCCGGGUCUUCCCCUUGUCACCCCGCUCCUACGUGAUAGAGAGCGACGGGUACUGCGCCCUGGGCUUCCAAGGCAUGGAUGUCCCCACCGAGUCGGGCGAGCUCUGGAUCCUGGGGGAUGUUUUCAUCCGGGAAUACUACGUCAUCUUCAACAGGGCCACCAACAUGGUGGGGCUGUCCCGGCUGCUCUGA
This is a messenger RNA of Apus apus (common swift), 1689 nucleotides long. RefSeq names its product pepsin A-like. The record is from RefSeq and is a predicted model, not a curated record. Gene Ontology annotation, molecular function: aspartic-type endopeptidase activity. Gene Ontology annotation, biological process: proteolysis. The transcript has 10 exons. NCBI's taxonomy places the organism in Eukaryota, Metazoa, Chordata, Aves, Apodiformes, Apodidae. The coding region runs from base 1 to 1689 and encodes 562 amino acids.